GUUUAAAGUAUCCAAUACAUAUCGUUAUUUCUGUUUGGUUUCUAUAUUUUCCCUCCUGACUCGAGUUCUCUGUUAUUGGGUGCCUUAGUUUCUAGGGUUUUGUUUUGUUUUGUUUUUUUCCCUUAGAUUUUCCAUGGAAUCCGAGCAUAGAAAGUUGUUCGUAGGAGGAAUUUCACAGGAGACUAAGGAAGAGAACUUGAAAGAACACUUCAUCAAGUAUGGAGAAGUAAUAGAAUCUGAAAUUAUCAGAGACAGAACCACGGGUAAUGGAAGAGGGUUUGGUUUCGUCACAUUGGCUGACCUAUCUGUGGUUGCUACAGUCCUUCAAGAUGAGCACAUCAUUCUGGGAAGAAAGGUUGAGGUUAAAGUAGCCAAACCCAAAGAUGAGCAGUUGAGUAAUAAGAAGAUUUUUGUUGGGGGUUUACCACCAAGCUUAACCGGGGAAGAGUUGAAGGAGUAUUUUGGGAAGUUUGGUGCGAUCACAGAUGGAGUCGUAAUAUGUGACAAGGAAAGUAACAGAUCAAGGGGUUUUGGAUUUGUAACUUUUGAUUCGGAGAAUGUUGUGAACAACAUUUUGCAAAACAAGUUCUAUGAAUUGAAUGGUAAAUCUGUAGAAGUAAAGAAGGCAACCCCUAAGCACAACAGUAGUAGGCAUACUUAUGUGUAUGAAACUAACCAUAUAGGAAGUAUUUACCUGCCAAAUUUUCAUCAUCCGUUUGGAUGUAUGCCCUCUUAUGGAUAUGCCUAUCCGAGUAGUUGUAACCCAUUAGGUUGUGGAAAUUCUUAUCUAUAUCCCAAUGGUUGGGAUAAUAAUGUAUAUAUCCCACAUCUACCAAUCUUUGCUGAAAAUUAUGUUGGUCGUAAUACUUGUUAUGGUGUUGAGAAUUACUGUUUUCCAAACGGUGGGAUUACAACUGAGGGUAAUUUUGAUGAAAAUAUCACUGGUCGAGGAAAUGUUCAGACCAAUGAUGAUGGUGAAAAUCUUUUGAUUCCAGCUGCCAAUGGUACUUCUGGUGAAGAUGAUCUUGAAAAUAUUGAGAUUAUAGCUGAGGGUAAUUUUGACGAAAAUGUUGCCAGUGGAAAUGUUCAGACCAAUGAUGAUGCUGAAAAUCUUUUGAUUCCAGCUGCCAAUGGUAAUUCUGUGGGGGUUAUCCUGUCUCGGACCAAUGAUGGUGGUGAAAAUGACAUUCCAAAAUCUGUUGUUCCCAACUGUAUGAUCUUGUCUCAGACUAAUGGUGGUGCAUUCUUGUCGGAAGAAGAUGAAGCUGAACAUGACCUUGAACAUCAAAAGGGAGCAGAUUGCCAAUUAACGCCUUGUAAUUCUAGCUGACUUCUUUGUAUACAUCUUCCUUAUUCAGGUGAGGUAGUUUUAUCAUAUCUUGGCCUGGAUUGCGAUACUAUAAAUUUGUUAAGGUGGCACUAAUUCCCAAUUCCCAAUGUGACGAGUUAUUUCAGAAUUUCACUUGCAUAUAAUGUAUAAAUAACGUUGGUUUUUUAUCAUAUGGGAUGCUUCACUAUAGUUUUGACAUGUAUAUACACAGACUACCACCUUUUUUCACCCCAUCGAUUUCAUGAUAUUUUUGCUAUGCUAUCGCUUUUAUGAAGUAUACAUGUCGCAUUUGUGAUGUGUAAGAUAGGGUUGAAAUGGAGUUUCAUUUUUGAAACAUAAAUUUGAGCCAUAACCAUACCCCAACCCUAAGUGCAGGCAGAAUUCAAUGCUAGGUCUU
Messenger RNA from Camellia sinensis, 1727 nucleotides. RefSeq lists its product as uncharacterized. The record is from RefSeq and is a predicted model, not a curated record. Lineage: Eukaryota; Viridiplantae; Streptophyta; Magnoliopsida; Ericales; Theaceae. Gene Ontology annotation, molecular function: mRNA binding. Gene Ontology annotation, biological process: regulation of translation.